AUGGGACCCACUGGAUUUAUCACCGGGUUUAAAUGUUCAAUAUGUGAUAUUGGCAUAAGUAAAUCAUCAAUAUCAAAUACUGAUGAUAAUGAAAUUUAUGGUAUUAUACCAUAUAUGGCGCCGGAGAUUUUACAAGGGCAACAAUAUACUAAAGCUUCAGAUGUGUACGGAUUUGGCAUGAUUAUGUGGGAAUUAUUGACAGGUAGAAGACCUUUUUGGAAUCGAAAUCAUGAUGAAUAUCUUAUUAUUGAAAUAUGUGACGGUCUUCGCCCUCCAAUUGUUACAAAUGCACCCGAAGGUUAUAAUGAACUCAUGCAAGGAUGUUGGAAUGCAAAUCCAUACAAUAGACCAACAGCUGUUGAUAUACAAUCAAGAAUUAUUAUAAAUCAAACUGCUAGACCAGUGUUGGACAUUUAUUUAAUUGGACAUAUAAACUUAUAUCCAACAUGGUCUUCUAACCUUCCAUUUCUUCUAAGGUUUUCAGAAUAUGAUUGUUGUUCCGAUAAUUUGGAUAAUCGGGAUCCCGCACAGAAAAUCACAUUUUAUGAAUCCCGUGUUGGAAAGACGGCAGAAAUUCUGAUGAAUCGUCUAGAUCUAGACAAUAUAGUUUCUGCUGCUGAAACUGUUGCUGGAGGUGUCGGUGGAUAUAAUUGUGGCUUUUCGUUUUAUCGAAAAAUUUCGAAAUUUUCUUGUAUAACAAGAAGGUAG
This is a messenger RNA of Funneliformis geosporum, 708 nucleotides long. The record is from the annotation of a GenBank genome assembly. NCBI's taxonomy places the organism in Eukaryota, Fungi, Glomeromycota, Glomeromycetes, Glomerales, Glomeraceae.